CGACGGCCGUGGGGCGGCGCGGCGUGGCGACCUCGACGGCGACGGAGGAGUACAUGCGCCGCAACUACGCCAACAAUGUCUCCGAGUACAACACCGUCAUCGGCUCCCUCGUCCAGCAGCGCAGGCCCUACCUGCUCCGUGACGCCUACGAGGACAUGCUACUCGACGGGGUGCAGCCUGUGCGGGACACGUUCCACAACCUCAUUGUUGGCACCAUGAAAGGCAGCCGGCUACAAGACGCUUUCUACUUCCGUGAUCAGAUGAGGGAAAUGGGCUUGCAGCCUGAUGUUAACCUUUACAACUUCUUGAUCUCUACUUGCGGGAAGUGCAAGAACUCAGAUGCAGCGAUCAUGCUUUUAGAAGAAAUGAAAGCGCAUGGAGUUAAGUUGAAAGGGGAAACCUACAUUUGUCUUCUCAAUGCACUUGCUGCAACUGGGCGUACUGAUCAAGUUUAUGCUAUAGUUAAUGAUAUGACUGCUGCUGGACUUGGAUUAAACAAGUAUUGUUAUGCUGGACUAAUAACUGCAUUCAAGAACAAGACACCGGCCAGUGAGGAUACUAUGGCGAAAAUUCUUGAGUUUGUACAGCAGUCAAAAGGUUGGCAGUAUGUUGAAAGAAUAGCAAAUGACAGCGCUGAGAAUAUAAUGAUGAAUGUCUCAGAGGAAGAGCUAUACAAUCUGCCGACAGCAGAAUAUGUACACAGACGAGGAUUUGUCCUUAAGCAGCUGACGAUUUAUCAUGUUGCUGUCCAUGCUUGUGCAGACUUGCAGAGCAAAGAGACACUUGAAGCACUUCUUGAAAUGUUCACUAAAGAGGGAUUUACUUAUGAUGCCUUCACUGUGAUGCAUGCUGUAAGGUGUUAUCUUCGAUGUGGAGAUAUUGAUUCUGCUGUUAAGAUGUUCGAAGAGUUCUCAAGCUCAAAACCCACACCAGCGGAGUUGUAUGUGACCCUUGCCGAGGGAGCUAUGAUUGGGCAUACUCCAAGAGGAAUGCAAGUUGCUCAAGAAACCUUGGAGAAAAUGACUUCAAGAAAUUUCUUCUUGAAUCCCAAGAUGGGAACCGAUCUUCUACUUGCAGCCUCUGGUGAAAAGACUGGUGGAUAUACAACUGCAAACUAUGUAUGGGAUCUCCUGCAAACCCGUAAUAUAGUUCCAGCACUUCCUGCUGUUGAAGCAUACCACAGGGGAUUGAAGGACCGAGAAAUUCCUUCAGACGAUCCACGGCUUCUGAACGUCGCCCGUGUUUUGGACAACCUGCAGCUCCGGUUUGGACCAAGGAGAUUUACCCAGAACACACAGCAGUAGUCCCUGAGCCAAUAAUACAAGUUGGAACAUGCUUUUGGUGAGGCUGCUGGCUGCAUCAGUACGCAUACACUCAAGAAAACCAAAUAACUCUUUAGGAUGGCGCAAAGCGAAGGAGGAACCAUCAAGAAUGUGCAUCUUCGGCAACCACAGCUGGAGAGGAAUGGACUGUAUACAACUGGAACAGAAGUGGAUUUUUCUUACAAUGCGGAAGCAUUUUUUUUUUCACUCGCCAUCGCUAAAAUCAUAGUAGUCGAGUUCUGUUUUACAAUCAUCAUUUCAGUCUGUCGCAUGUUAUGUUACCUACCGUUGUCAGAACUUCCUCACAAACUUCGUGGUUUUGAGAUUCUGUAGUGAUUGUAUCCAAAUGUGGCAUUGCUUAGCUGCCACCUGUUAA
This is a messenger RNA of Lolium rigidum, 1698 nucleotides long. RefSeq names its product pentatricopeptide repeat-containing protein At4g35850, mitochondrial-like. Bases 54 to 1304 code for a protein of 416 amino acids. Gene Ontology annotation, molecular function: protein binding. The transcript has 12 exons. Lineage: Eukaryota; Viridiplantae; Streptophyta; Magnoliopsida; Poales; Poaceae. The record is from RefSeq and is a predicted model, not a curated record. Gene Ontology annotation, cellular component: mitochondrion.